CGACAUUAUAAGGAGUGAGUGAUUGUCCCUCGGCCAGUACAGAGCCUCCACGUCUUGAAGCAGAUUUGUACCACAGCAAGAUUUAUCAUGAUGCUGCUCAUGGUGAUUGUGCUGUGCGCCGGGCUGGUGGGAGCUGCCCCAGGUAAGCAGCCGAGGGACGAGAGCCUGAACCACUACAUGGACCUGGUGAUGGACAACCUGCAAGUGAUCAUAAUGGAGAACGGCCUCGACCCCGUUGCCCUUCCCAACACCUCCAUGGGCUUCAGCGAUGUGGUCCUGGGCGUGGAGUGGCAUGGUGAGGCAAGUCUGUACGACGGGUGGCUGCGAGGCCUGGCGACCAUCCACCGCUCCGUGGACGCCGACUUCAUCAGGAAUUCAGAGGGUCGCAUUCUGGGCAUUCAGACGGGACUUGCCAUCGGAGACAUGGAGGCCCAUUAUGUGUGCCUGGCGAAGUUCAUGGACCUGGGACCCAUUGUUAAUGUCUUCGUAGAAGUUCAUGGAGCAGAUGUUUACUUCGAAGCUGUCCUAGACCCCGUGGAAUGCAAAUUCCGUGCUGAAGUCUUGGAAGUAACCGAUCUUGGGAAGAUCAACGUGACCAUUGAGGACCUGGGAGCGCUAGGCUGGAUCAUCGCCUCCUUGAUAGACUUCGUGAUGAUAUUCAUUGGAGGUUUCAUCAGUAACAUUGUGGAGACCGUCAUCAAGGACCUGACCAACAGCGCCUUAGACAACGUUGACCUCGGGAUUCUUGGGGUCGUCCUGGGGUGCGAGCGACCUGCUCUUCCACACGUCCCUCUGUAAGACUUAUGCCAUAUUCUUGAACAUUUCGGUGCCCAAGCUCACAUAAUUUUCUGACAAGGUUUUCGUGGGAGUUUUGAGCAUUUCCAGUAGUAGCUUUAUGAUCCUGAUGGUAGUUGGACCCUUCUUCUGUACCAUCAACCUAAAAACACUCAUUGAUCUCCUUUUUGGCCUUUGGAUAUUGUUGAUGUGAGGCGGAGGAGUCUGAGAAUACCGACCUCAUAUCCUGCUGCGGCUCUUCCUCUGUCUUGAUGGCGUCUCACCAAUAAAUGAUGAAAAAACAA
Eriocheir sinensis (Chinese mitten crab) is the source of this 1079-nucleotide messenger RNA. RefSeq lists its product as uncharacterized. The record is from RefSeq and is a predicted model, not a curated record. Lineage: Eukaryota; Metazoa; Arthropoda; Malacostraca; Decapoda; Varunidae. The transcript has 6 exons. Bases 88 to 798 code for a protein of 236 amino acids.